AUGCGAGAUAUUCUUUGUUUCUCUUAUUCAAUGUAUUCAAUUAUUCAUGAGACUGAUGAUUCGACAACAGUAAAUUUUAGUGAAGCUGGAAAAUUUUUUCCAGAAAACGGUCCCCAGUUGCUUACAAUUGGUGGCAAAUAUUUACGUAUUCAUCGAAUUAAUCCGUAUGGUUUAAUACCAGAAAAUGAUCAACAGUGGAAGCAAACUGCACGAUUAGAAUGUUUGUUAUUUGUUCGACUGUUGGCACCAGUUCGAUCACUUGCAAUUGCUAGAAUUCCACAAAACCCUGAUUUUGAUAGCUUAUUGCUUGCUUUUGAUGAUGCGAAAUUGUCAAUCGUUUGUAUUAACGCAGCUGAAAGAACUUUACGAACAGUUUCUUUGCAUUCUUUCGAGGAUGAACUUUUACGGGAUGGUUACGUUACAGAUUUGCCAAGUCCAGUAAUUCGUGUUGAUCCUAGUCAACGUUGUUGUGCAAUGCUUGUAUUUGGAAGACAUAUUGCAAUUGUGCCGUUUGAUGAUUCUUCAUCUCAUCUACAUAGUUACACUAUUCCAUUGUCAUCAGUAGAUUCUCGAUUGGUAAAUAUUAUUGAUAUGGUGUUUCUGGAUGGGUAUUAUGAACCGACUCUAUUAUUUCUUUAUGAACCAGCGCAAACAACUGCUGGACGGCAAGGAUUCGAUUUUUUUAAUUUUAAAAUGGAUUAUAUAAAAAAUGAGAAUUUUUAUAAAGCCUGUUUACGUUAUGAUACUAUGUGUAUUAUUGGUGUUUCUUUGAACGUUAAUGAACAAGUGCAGGCAGCUGUUUGGCAACUCACUAGUAUGCCAAUGGACUGCAGUUGGAUGCUACCCGUGCCCAGGCCUAUAGGAGGAAUAAUGGUGUUUGCCACUAAUUCAUUAAUUUAUCUGAAUCAGUCUGUUCCUCCUUGUGGAAUCGUGGUGAAUAGUUGUACGGAUGGUUUUACAAAAUUUCCGUUAAGAGAUAUGAAAAGCAUGGCAGUAUCUCUUGAAGGCUCUGUUGCAUGUUGUAUUGAUGUAAACAAGAUUAUAUUAUCUAUACGAGAUGGUAAAAUGUUCUUACUGACGUUGAAUAUCGAUGAAACGAAUUCUGUGAAAUCACUUGAUUUACAGGAACAAUUUGAAACGUCUAUUCCAUAUACAAUAUCCUUUCUUGCUCCUGGAUAUUUGUUUGUUGGAUCAAGACUUGGUGAUUCUAUGCUCAUACAAUAUACAUAUAAAAAAGCUACUGGCCUUGACGAAUCUCUUUAUAAGAAAAGCAAAGUUGAAACCUUAUCAGAGAAAGUCGAAGAAGAUGAAGAUAUCGAACUUUAUGGAAAAGCCCUACUUCCCGUAAGAUUAUUUUUCUGUCAUGAUUGUGAGCAUAUUAUCGAAUUUUCGAAAUUGGAAGAGCAAGGUACAGAAAAAUUAGAAUUUCGCGUUAUCGAUCGUCUUCCUAAUGUAGGCCCUUGUAAAAAAAUGACAGCAGGUUGUCCUCAUGGAAUAAAUUCAUAUUUUCAACAGAUUUCACGUCGUGAUCCUCUGUUUGAUCUGAUAUGUGCUUGUGGACAUAGUAAAGAUGCGAGCAUUUGCAUAUUUCAGCGAAGUAUAAGGCCUGAUAUCAUUACUAGUAGCGGCAUUGAAGGCGUUUUUAAAUAUUGGGCGGUCGGUCGAAGGGAAGAUGAUACUCACAAAUAUAUCAUUGCUUCGAAAGAAUAUGGCUCGUUAAUAUUGGAAACAGAUAACGAUUUAGUGGAAUUGGAAACACCAAUCUUCAUAACUUCUGAAUCUACAGUAGCUGCUGGUGAACUUGCAGAUGGUGGUAUAAGUGUACAGGUCACAACUUCGAGUGUUGUUAUAGUUGCUGAUGAUCAGCAGUUACAGUUCAUACCGUUGCAGCUUACUUUUCCUGCUAUAAGUGCAUCAAUAGUAGAUCCAUUUAUUGCAAUUUGUACGCAAAAUGGAAAGUUAUUGCUUUAUGAACUUGUCAACCAUCCUCAUAUUCAUCUAAAGGAAGUUGAAGUACCAAAUACUUUAAGGCAUAGCCAUUCGCCCAUUACUGCUCUUUCACUUUAUCGUGAUAUGAGUGGCAUUAUUCGGUUUUGUUCCGUCACAAAAUCUUCUCAACCGUCUAUGGGUGUAAGCAGUCUGUCAAAUGAAGAUUUUGACGACAUGGAUGAUUUUUUGUUAUAUGGCGAUUCCAUCAGAAAACAAAAGGAAACGAAAGUGAAACGACGUAUUGUCGGUUUACGGCAAGAAGCGCCAGCUUUAGAAACUGACAUAAUCGAUCCAAAUACCAUAGUGCCUUCACACUGGAUCGUGCUUGCUAGAGAAAACGGUAAUCUAUAUAUAUAUUCUAUUCCUGAGUUGCAACUAGUAUAUAUGGUCAGAAAAAUGUGCAAUUUGCAAGAUGUCGUUAGUGAUGAAUUAUCGACUGGUGACGAUAAUCUGGAUAAUUCAGAACUUAAUCUAAAUGCAAUUGGUGAUUCUUUUGCUCCAAAAUCGGAAGAGAUCAUUAUGGAAGUGUUAUUAUUUGGAAUGGGAAUGAAUCAGGCUCGUCCAAUGUUAUUACUGCUUGUUGAUGAUGUUGUUUCAGUUUAUGAAAUGUUUAUACAUGAUAAUGGUAUUCAGGGUCAUUUGGCCUUACGAUUUAAGCGAUUAAGAUUAUCGUCGGUCAUUCGCUCGAAUCGUUUUCAAAGCGCUGAAGGUCGGACAAAUCUAGAAGUCGGUAGGGACGCAGUUAGGCACAGAACGAUUCUGCAUCCUUUUGAACGAAUUGGCAACAUUCUUAAUGGUAUUUUCAUUUGCUCAUCAUAUCCAGUUUUCUUUUUCGUCGAUUCCGGAGUACCUCGUUUGCAUCCGCUUAAUCUAGAUGGUGCUCUUUUAUCAUUCACUACCUUCAACAAUAUCGUUUGUCCCAAUGGUUUCAUAUAUUUGACCGAGAAAAGUCGAAAAAUGCGCAUUGCUAGAUUGCCGAAUGAACUGGAACUGGAUGCCUCAUAUCCAUUCCGAAGAAUUCAUGUCGGAAAAACUAUUCAUCAAAUACUUUAUUUAAUGCUGCCAAACGUUUUUGUGUUAUCAACUAGUGGACCGAAAAUUGUAAAAAAAUUGUGUUUAUCUGUUAAUGAAGAAAAGUCAUUUGAAGAGUUUGAGCGAUCAGAUACCUUUAUUUAUCCAGUUGCUGAUCAAUAUAUGUUGCAGUUAUAUUCACCAGAGGAUUGGAAACCCAUACCAAAUGCUGAAAUCAGAUUAGAUGAAUUCGAAGUGGUAGCCGCAUGCGAAGAAGUAUUGCUGAAAUCUGAAAGUACAGUUUCGGGUGUUCAGAAUUAUCUCGCUGUUGGAACAUCAUAUAAUUACGGUGAAGAAGUAUUGGUUCGUGGGCGAAUCAUAUUAUCUGAAAUAAUCGAGGUGGUUCCGGAACCAGGUCAGCCUACAACGAGGCAUCGUAUAAAGACGUUAUAUGAUAAGGAGCAAAAAGGUCCAGUAACAAGUUUAUGUUCUUGUAAUGGAUUUCUUCUCACAGGAAUGGGUCAAAAAAUUUUCAUCUGGGCAUUUCGUGAUAAUAAUUUGCAAGGUAUAUCAUUUUUGGAUAUGCAUUUUUAUGUUCAUCAUCUCGUAGGCAUACGAAAUCUGGCCCUAGCUUGUGAUAUUUAUCAAUCUUUAGCGUUAAUACGUUAUCAGGAGGAAUUCAAGGCAUUAUCCUUGGCUAGUCGUGAUAUGCGUAAUGAAAUUAAAUUUCCAAUGGUGUCACAGUUUCUCAUCGAUAACAAACAAAUGGGUUUUGUUAUGUCUGAUGAAUUUAGUAAUAUAACUGUAUUUAAUUAUUUACCUGAAACACUUGAAUCUUGUGGUGGGGAAAAACUCAUUGUUAGAGCUGAAAUAAAUAUCGGUACCAAUGUGAACACAAUGAUCCGCGUUAAAGGCCACGUAUCAAGUGGCUUUAUUGAAAGUGAACAAUUUUCUCUUGAACGUCAAAGUAUAAUUUUUGCAUCAUUGGAUGGAAGUUUUGGGUUUAUUCGGCCAUUAACUGAAAAAGUAUUUCGUCGCUUACAUAUGCUUCAGCAAUUAAUCUGCUCUACAGUAAUACAAGCAGCCGGCUUGAAUGCUAGAGGUUCUCGAGCCGCGCGCCCAUUAAGGCCAAGUCAUUAUCUGAACACUCGUAACAUAGUGGAUGGUGAUGUUGUUAUGCAAUAUAUGCAUCUUUCAUUAACGGAGAAGAACGAUCUAGCGAGAAAAUUGGGAACAAGCCGUUAUCAUAUAAUGGAUGAUCUCACUGAAAUUUAUCGUGUAACUACUCAUUACUGA
Dracunculus medinensis (Guinea worm) is the source of this 4296-nucleotide messenger RNA. The record is from the annotation of a GenBank genome assembly. Lineage: Eukaryota; Metazoa; Nematoda; Chromadorea; Rhabditida; Dracunculidae.